Parasteatoda tepidariorum (common house spider) is the source of this 1980-nucleotide messenger RNA. The record is from RefSeq and is a predicted model, not a curated record. NCBI's taxonomy places the organism in Eukaryota, Metazoa, Arthropoda, Arachnida, Araneae, Theridiidae.
UUGAGAUGGUUGAGUCACCUAUGCAUUCUUAGGGUGGCGACAUUAAAGAUGAAAAUGAUGUAACUGAUAACAAGUUUUUUUGGGUAGAAUAAUAGUAGUUUGACUUAUUUAGUUCACCUAAUCCAAUACGAAAAUUAUAUUGUUAGACUAUUGCAUUCAUUAGAUAUAUUAAAAUUGAAGUGAAAGAAAAAUAAGAAUGAUAAGCCCACAUGCAAUCUAACAAUUUUUAUUUUUUCCCAUCAGAAGUCUGUUCGAAUGCUCGACCGUCCCGAAGAGGUUAAGCAACUAAUCAGAUAAUAAAAGGGAAUUUGUGUGAUUUUUCAAGUUCUGCAGGGAGGCUAAUUGUUCCGUUUUCUGUAUAAGGUUUUAUUACGAAAUAGAGAUUUACAAACCAAACUCUCCGAAUAAUGGUGAAUGUCACCCUCUCUUUAAGAGGCUCAUUAAAAGAUAAUUACAAAAAAGUCUAAUUUUAUUAGAAUUUAUAGUUUCCGGCGGAGAAAAAAAAAUACUAAAUUUUUAAACCACUAGAGAACAAGAUUGUUGACAAAGCGGAACAAGUUGGCAUCUCUGUCUUGAUACUUGAAAGGUGUUCAAUAUACAAGGAUGAUCAACUUAACAAAUAUGCAUCUAUCAUGCCGUGGUGGGUCAGUGGAUAGAGCUCUCGCCUCAAAAUGAAGUCACCCCAUGUUUGAACACUAACGACGGCUGGUCGAUAAGAAUUCUGAACCCGGUUUGCACCGACCACAGUGCUAGCUUAAAAUAUUCUCAGUGGUAGAGGGAUAAUAUGUUGGUAUUAUCUUUCCAUCAAGCUAAACAUGGGAGGUUUCCGUGGUUUCUCUGACCAUGUAAGGAAAGUGCGGAUUAAUUCCAUCAAAAAAACUUCCACGCAUUCAAAUUUCUUCCAAUAUUUGAUCCAGGAGUUUCCGUGUCUUCUGGAUUGGUUUCAAAAUCACAAGUCUUCGGAAAUGAAUUGAAAUUGAAAUGAAUUGAAUUGAAAUGAAAUGAAUUGUUGAAAUAUUGGUAGUUGUAAGCUCAAAUCUGGAUCGGCUAUUUAACGACGGUUAUAGAAAAGUGUCUUUGUCUUUCAUAUAAUUUUAUUUUUUAUUUUAUUUUAGGGGUCAAUAUGAAGAUUUCUACACCUCUACGCACACUGGUACGCACAUGGAUGCUCCGGCACAUGUUGUCAAAGGAGGGAUUACCGUUAAUGAGAUACCAGCCCAGUCCUUCUUCGGGAAAGCAGCUGUCAUAGACAUAACUCGAAAAGCAUCACUUUGUCCGGAUGCUGUAGCUAACGUUGAGGAUGUCAGGAACUGGGAACGCACUACACAAAGGAGUUUGAAUGGAACUAUAGUUUUAUUGAACUCUGGUUGGGGGCAGAAGUGGAACGACCGUGAUGCUUUUUUCGGCACCCCAAGCGAUGACCCCACAAAACUGCACUUUCCAGGAUUCUCAGAAGAAGCUUGUAAGUGGUUAGCAGAGAAUAGAAGUGUCAUGGGAGUAGGCGCUGACACCGCGUCCAUUGAUCCAGGUACAAGCACACAUUUUCCAUGCCACGGUUAUAUUCUAGGGCGUAGGUCUUUUAUUUUAGAAAAUGUAGCCAACGUUGGUGAAAUUCCAAUUGCAGGUGCAAUGCUUUAUGUAUUUCCUAUGAAAAUUGGUAAAGGUAGUGGAGCACCAACUCGAAUAGUAGCAUCGGUGCGCACUUAAAAAUUGAUGAACACGAGCAGUUUCAAUCCGAAUAUCUAAAGAUUUUUCAAAAAACUAUGAAACGAAAUCUUGUAGCACAAUUAAGAAUUAAAUUUUUUUUUUUCAUGAAACUAAAUUAAUUUUCUGAUAUUUGUCAAAAAGGAAAUAAAUUAAUUUUGCUUUCAAAAAAUUUGUAUCGUACUCAAUACAUUUAUAUACAACGUUUGAACAAAAUAGUGUAAUUUUAUUAUAUAUAAGCAAUAAAAAUGUGUAACAGUUUCUGUAUUAAUGAAA